CUGCGUUCUACUAAUCUCCUUUAGUUGUUGUCUCUCUCUCUCUCUUUCUCUCCCCCCCGAGUAUUCACCCACCUCUAGCUCUUGUUUAUUUAUGAAUGGGAAUGAACUCCUCUUUUCUCCAUCCUUUCAUUUAAAGAAGAUCCAUUGAUUCUCUGUCAUCGUAUAGUGUCGUUCUCUGUUCCCUCUUCAAAGCCAUCCUUUUGUCCUCAUCCAGUUACUCUGGCUUGGUUUGUUUGUUGUCUGGGGUAACGCUGUUGCUGGGGAUGAUGUCAGAACACAUUCAGCUCUCAGUAGCCCUGUGUAGGAUUGGCUUUUUCACGUGUCUCCAGAAGUUGUGUUGUAUGACCCCCCCUCCUGCUAGACCGGAGUAUGAUGUUGUGUGCAUUGGACUGAGUGGAGCUGGCAAGACCAGUCUGUUAUCUCGCUUGUGCAAUGAGAUCAGUGAUGGCACAGUACCAACCUCAGGUUUCAGCAUCAAGGCAGUGCCAUUUGAAAAUGCGAUACUGAAUGUGAAGGAACUAGGAGGAGCUGAAAGCAUCAAGAAAUACUGGAGCCGAUAUUAUCAAGGUUCCCAAGGUGUGGUGUUUGUCCUCAACAGUGCUGCAUCAGAUGAAGAGAUGGAGGCGUCCCGAUCUGAGCUCCAUUUGGCCAUGCAGCAUCCUCAGCUGUGUACCCUUCCAUUCCUCAUUCUUGCCAACCACCAGGAUUCACCAGCUGCCCGAUCUGUAUCGGAGAUACAGAAGUACUUUGAAUUACAGCCACUGGCCCGAGGCAAGCAAUGGAUUCUUGCAGGCAGUACAACAAACAACAUGGAGGCUGUGAAGGAGAGUUUAAGUCAACUCAUCAGCCUUUUGGAAGAGAAGGAGGUGCUACCUAGCAGGAUAUGAUUCAAUCAAACUUCAAAGUGAAGAGUGGGUUUGAAGUGUUGUUUGCUAAAAGGAAUUUUUUUUGGACUUCUUCGUCAUUGUAUAAUAACCCACUGGAGACAUAGAGGCAAAUAGCCACAUGUUUUGACGAGCUGACCGACAUAAUGGUUACCCUCAGCUUAGGGCCAGACAUAUGCUGAUUUAGUAGCAGGUGAGCCAAAGUCCUUUAAAGAGAUCAAAUAAUUUCCCAUUAUUUGUAAACGUAAUAAGCUAUUUGAUUAGCUUGAGUUUCCACUGCACUCAUUAUUCCUUCUUUAAUUUAGAAAAUGUUAGAAUGUAGUCCUAUAGAAUAAACGUGGAUGAUGAUGUUAAUUUUUUUGAAAAGUCUUGGCACUGCUGGCCAAGCUGUUUUCAAACUCUAUCAAUCAGUGUCUGCAACAGCUGCAUUUGACGGUCUGCCACCUCACUCCUCGCCCAGCCACGCUCUGCGGCCUCACCCGCUGCUUUCUGCUGGUAUUAUCCAAAUUCCUCUCUGAGUUUAGGACUCACACAUUCAAUGUCUCUGUAUAUUUAUAGUGAUAUAACUAGGUUGCAUUUGUUUUGCCCACAUAUUGCCGCUUGAUGUCUUUUUUUUUUUU
Messenger RNA from Carassius auratus (goldfish), 1504 nucleotides. RefSeq names its product ADP-ribosylation factor-like protein 15. Bases 264 to 887 code for a protein of 207 amino acids. The transcript has 5 exons. Gene Ontology annotation, molecular function: GTPase activity; GTP binding. NCBI's taxonomy places the organism in Eukaryota, Metazoa, Chordata, Actinopteri, Cypriniformes, Cyprinidae. The record is from RefSeq and is a predicted model, not a curated record.